Messenger RNA from Leptopilina heterotoma, 6171 nucleotides. It is a transcript of the gene kibra, whose product is annotated as protein kibra. The coding region runs from base 755 to 4735 and encodes 1326 amino acids. Gene Ontology annotation, biological process: regulation of hippo signaling; regulation of DNA-templated transcription; negative regulation of organ growth. Gene Ontology annotation, molecular function: kinase binding; molecular adaptor activity. Gene Ontology annotation, cellular component: cytoplasm. The record is from RefSeq and is a predicted model, not a curated record. Lineage: Eukaryota; Metazoa; Arthropoda; Insecta; Hymenoptera; Figitidae. The transcript has 13 exons.
ACCAUUACUAGGUGAAGAGGCGGGGGAAGGUAGAGGGGCUGCAAGCAUUGCCAAGCGCACAUGAACGUUCGUUCGUUCGUCAGGCAUGUUUCGAACACUAAACAUGCUGCGAGUAGCUGCCGAUACAGUCGUCGGAAUUCGUGCUCUCUCGUAAGUUGUGCGAGUGCUGGCGAGUGCUUCCAAAACAAAUCCUCGAAUAUAAAAAAAACGAAUCUGUGCCUUACUUCAACAAGUACCGAAUUGUGCCCCAACGGACAACUUUUCCAUCAGUGACAAGUGAAAGCGUGUUUCAAUAUUUUAAAUACAGUGAGAAUUGAGAAAACGAAAACUUUAACAAGUUGCGAUAGACAUGAAAAUGUUGUAUAAUGUUUCUCUAUCCAAUACAGUGAGUCGAAUAUUUGUCAAGGAUAAGAUCAGAUAAAGAAUUUAAUGACAAGUGCCUCAGUAGUGUUUGUGUCCCGAAAAAUAAUAAAUAGUGAAAUGAUCGCUUAUUCAAUUAACAUGAAGGACACUUGAGUGAGAGAGAAAGAGAGAGAAACAACAUGAAAUGAAGUUUUCGGAGAAUAGGUGCAAUUGAGUUUUGAUAAGUGUUGGAAAGUGUAUAUGGUUUUGAUGAAAAAGUGCCAUUGGUUAAUUUGUGUUGAUUUUACGUGAGUUUCAUGUAUCAUGUUAACGGUGGAAUUCCGCUUGAGAGGAAUCUGAAGGCGGGGACUCUGACGUCACUCCUCUCAUGAUAAUGAGAGUGCAGUGAAAUAUGCCAAGGAGACGGAAUGGGGAGAUACCACUUCCGGAAGGGUGGGAUGUCGCUCAAGACUUCGAUGGGAAAGUGUACUUCAUUGACCACAAUACAAGGAAAACAACGUGGAUCGAUCCUAGAGAUAGAUUCACGAAACCUCAAACAUUUGCAGACUGCAUUGGUAAUGAACUUCCAUUGGGUUGGGAGGAGGCCUAUGACAAACAUGUUGGUGCCUACUACAUUAAUCAUGUCAACCAAACCACACAGCUCGAAGAUCCUAGGCAAGAAUGGCGUGCCAUUCAAGAAGCCAUGCUUCGAGAGUACCUGCAAACAGCUCAGGAUGUACUCGAGGCGAAGAAGGAAAUAUAUGAUGUUAAACAGCAAAGGUUGUGUCUUGCACAGGACGAAUACAAUCACCUAAACAAUGCCUUAACGACACUCGGUGCUUCUAGGACCAGUUUGUGUUCUAGUUCAAGUUCAUUGAGCACCAAAUAUGAUCCAGAUCUACUUAAAUCUGACGUGGCGCUCGCCAGGAGUCGAGUUUCACGAUUGAAAAGAGAAUUGGAGCAAAUUCGCGCGGAGAUGAAUUGCACUCAACGGGGAGUGGACACUCUGGCAAGUGUGGAACAAAAGCUAAAUACUCAUAAUGGUGGUUGUUACAAUAUUACGGAAGCGCAGGCAAUUAUGUCCGAAUUGAGGAACAUCCAAAAGUCCCUGAUAUCCGGGGAGAAGGAGAAGGCCGAACUGAUGCAGUCGCUGGCGCAAUUGAAGGACGAAUUGACGAGGCUGCAGCUGUGUGAGGGCAGUCCCGACGCCAGCACGCUGAGUCUGCCGCAGGAGAAGCUGAGCACUGCCUCGCAGACGGACCUGUCGGGCGAAAUCGUGCCCAUCGGCACGAGACUCGCCGAGAUGGCGCGCAUGCGGCUGCAGUACGACGAGGCGCGCAAGCGGAUCCAGCACAUCCAGCAGCAGCUGGCCGACCUGGAGGAGAAGGUCACUCCGGGCCAGACGGAGAGCGACAAGGACAAGCUGCUCUUGUUCCAGGAGAAGGAGCAACUGCUUCGGGAGCUGAGAAGUAUUACCUCCCGAUCGAGGAGUCAGCAGGAUAUGAAGAAGAUCCAGACGGAGAUCAAGCGCCUGGAGCAGGACCUGAACAACGCUCUCGAGUUGUCGAACAAGACGAUCACGGACCGCGUGCGACUCCACGAGGAGAAGAAUCUGCUGCUGCAGCAGCUGAGGGACGCGCUGCGCUCCAUGACGAUGCUGGAGGGCCAGCUGAAGACGCUGAGCGCGAGCACGCUGUCGGUGAGCAGCAGCUCGAGCCUGGGCAGCCUCAGCACCACCAGCAGCAAGGGCUCGCUCAGCUCCGGCCUCAGCUUCACCGACAUCUACGGCGGGCCGCAGUGUCUGGGCUCCGUGCCGCAGGAGCGACCGGUCGACAUGGUGGACCUGCACCGGCGCGUGGAGCGACUCCUCAAGGGGUCGGAGCAGAAUCUCAGCACCCCGUCGCCGGGCAGGUCGCAGCCGAGCCUCUCGCCCAGGUCUAGUCUCUCGAGCGUCAGUCCGCCCGUGUCUCCGCUCUACGAGAACGCGCCGGUCGGGCCGCCGCCGGCCUACGAGCAGAUCGAGCUGCAGCGCAAGCAGCAGCAGCGGCUCAUCGGCUUCUCCCCCACGACGCAGCAGUUCGACCGGAACCAGCUGGAGGACAAGCUCGCGGAGCUGCGCAUGAGUCAGCAGAGCAUUCAGGAGCAGCUCUCGCUCAACUCGGCGAAUGCGGAGCACCUCAAGGUCAGCACGCAGCCCUACAUGGAGAUGCAGUCGGGCAACAUGUCGCAAGGAAGCGGCCUGGGAAGGCCGGCGCUGACCCAGGAUCCCCCGCUGUCGCCGAUCAGCGAGACGCCGCCGCCCAUUGGCAUCAGGUCCAGGGCCAGUAGUUCUGGCACGAAUACGAGGUCCGUCUCUGCAGCAGUUUCCGACGAAAGCGUUGCCGGAGAUUCUGGUGUAUUCGAGGCCUCCAAUCGCAGGAGAAUGUCAGGAUUGCUCGGCGUUGAUGCCCUGAGUCUUGGCGAUACUAAUCUAGAAACUGCUCAAGUGCAAAUUAAACUUAGGUAUUCCGUUAGUGAUGGUCUUCUUCACAUUGGUAUCGAGCGUGCAAGAAAUUUAGCAGCUCUAUUCAUCCCUGAAAAUUCACAAGUAUAUAUCAAAGCAGCGUUACUUCCGAUGCAGUCGUCUUUGAAUCACAUGUGCUAUACGAAACCGGUUAGUGAUUUGCGAAAGCCGACUUUCGGAGAAACGUUCCCUAUCUCUGUACCGCUAAAUAAACUCUACACGAAAACAUUGCAAGUUAAUGUUUGGUGCACUGGAGGAGAAUCAGAUGAGUGUUUGGGAUCAGCUCAAGUCUCCCUAGCUGAUUUCAGUCCCGAUAUGCUCAGUGUGAAGUGGUACAACAUACUCUCAUUCCACUUUAUGCAACCUUCUACCGCAGAUUGCAUGAAUGUCAGUACCAGCAGUAGCGUCUUUCCCGGCUUCAAGCAGGGGAAGCACGACAAGCAGGAAUCUGAUUUGUCCAUGUACCGUGGAAUGCAAUCGCAGAACACAAAAGAAGAAAGCAGCGACGAAAGCACUAUUAUCAGUUCUCAGACUUCGACUCUGACGAGGAACCAAGGCUGCAAUGAAUUGCAGACUGCAGUUUCUCUGAAACUGGAGGAGUUGACCAACUGCCUGAAAACUCAGGACGAGGAAGACGAGGUUGAGAAUAGUGACGAGGGUAGUAGCAGUAGUGAAAGUGGGAGCGAGAACAGCGACGAGGAGGGAAUCAUGGUCGAAUUUAUGGAAGAGAACGUGCUUGAAGAUGUGCUCGAACAUGAGGAGGAGAAUGAGGAACAUCUCGAUGAAUUUAAUCAGACCCUGGACAAGGAAACUAAUACGGAAUGUAUUUUCAUUCCGGAACAGGGGAAACAGAGGAAACUUUCAGCUGCUGGGGUAGUGCCCGGUGUUAUUCACGGAGAUAAAAAUUCUAUCGUCAUCAAGAGGAGUCAAACUUUUUCCCCUAGCGCAGCAGUGAACAGAAAUCAUUACAUUUGUCGACUGAAUCGUAGUGACAGUGACAGCAGUAUGCCACUGUACAGGAGAGGCGGUCCCUUCCAACGAAAUUCCGUCGAACGAAGAUCGUUACGAUGGCGUCGAUCCACGUCUGCCUUUAGUUGUAAGUCUGCAUCGAAAAAGUCAACUCAUUUACCUCCGGCUGUGAGAACAUCGUUGGAUCUUGAACUCGAUCUUCAAGCGCAGAAUGCAAGAUUGAACAAUCUUCAGGACGAACUCAAUAGACUUAGGAGCAUAAAACAGAGAUUGGAGCAGGCUCGCGAGAAAGGAGACACCGACCUGGUCUCCUGGCUACUGGAGGAUCAAAAAUUUCAAAUGCUAAUGGAACAAGCUGAGAGUGGACGGAAUGGUAAAAAUGCCGAGGAGAGGAAGGUUGAGAAAAUGUUUAAAAAGACUUCAAAAGAAAUUUACAAAUUGAGGAAAACAAAAGCUGGAAAUGGAAAACCUGACAUAAUAUCUUUCAAAGAAAAGAUGGCAUUUUUCACUCGCGUGAACCUAAAAGUACCUGUAUUUUCUCCUGACGAUAUUCCGAAUGAAAGUAUUGCAGUGUUUCCAACUCUACCGGCGAUAACACACAGAAGACACGCAUCCGAACCAAUAAGUAAUCAAUCAUCAAUCGUAGGCAUAGGAAAAGUUGACAUUCAAUGUAGUACGCAAAAUUGUUUAUCGUCAAAUAAUCCAAAAACAAUUAGCACAGUUACAACAUCGACGACGAAAAACAUUAGUAUUAUAGCGAUUGCAAAAGACAAAGCAUGUACACCGGUUCCGGAGUCGGAGAGCGAUCCAGAUCCAAGCGACAAGAAUCCCGAGAAUCCCGAGAAUUCCGAAGAAUUGUCAGGCGACGAGCCUAAGCGUUACGAAUAUGUUGUCGACAGAGUUCUAGGCGUCGAGGUUUGAAAAGUAAAAGUUCCAAGACUAGUCUUCUAACGAUAUUUGAGAUUUAGACAAUGUUUUUACUGGCGAUUAUUUCGAAUAUAAGUAGAAUGUAAUAACGAUAGCUCAGGGGUAAAGUGGGAUGCUGCUUACAGUUUAAAAAGUGUGGUGCUACUGAUUUAACAAAAAGUUUAUACGCAUAUAAUCUUUUUUUUUAAACAAUGGCAAAAUGUACUUUCAAAAGCAUUAAUUUAUAAAUUUUAUAAAUUUCAAAUUAGGUGCCAUGCAAGUAAGUCUUAAAGGCAAUCAAAAUUUUCACUCAACAAAGUAUGCAUGAAAAAAGUAAAUCUUGUAUUCGGUGUCGAUGGUUCAAAAGGUGAAAGAGCUUAAGCUUCAAAAUGUUUUUUUUAAGUUUGUACAAAAGCAUGAAUACAUAUUAAUAUAUAAGUAUGAUUCGAAAAUGAACUUGUAGAUAAUGUAUGUGUCUGUUAAAUGAGCGCCUGCUUAAAUAAUUAUUUAAUAAGGAACAAUCGUAUUCGUAUUUUUAAACGCGUUCUCUGUAACAACUCAUUUGAUAAUAAUUAUUACAGGAGGAAUAUUAAUGAAAUUUGUAAAAUAGAUUUGUUGUGUACAGAAUAGGAUACUUAUAGAAAGCACACUAUUUUCAGUUAGCUAAAUAUUUAAUAAAAUUCAUUGAAAUUGUAGUUUUAAUUUUCAUAUACGUAUCAAAAUUUAAGCAUAUUUUUUAUACUUUUACUUCGUGAGGUGAGGGUCAAUGAGAGCAGCUGGUCUGCAGAAUCUCCCUCGCUGAAAACUGAAUUAAUAUUUUCAACAAUCAAUUUCUAACAAUCAAUUUCUAUGCAACAAUGACUUUUUACUAAAUAAUAAUAAUAAUAUUAUAUUAAUAAUGAUAAUAAUAAUAAUAAUAAUGUAAAUAAAUUAUUUAAAUAUAUUCGCGACUACGUGCCUUUAAAUUAAAAGAAAAUGAUUGUUCAUACUGUAAAGUGGAAAAAAUUGAAAGCAACUAGAAAGCAAAUUAGGGAUUUAUUAUUUAUAAUCGAUAAUCGAUAAACGAUAAAUAAAAUACCAUUCUGUAUAUGGAGAAUACGUCCACUAACGCUGUUGUAGAUUAACAGUAGCAUUUUUCCCAUUACGAUAGUAAUCAUAAAAGUUUUUAUUUCCUUAAAUGUAAUAUUAAAUGUCUACUCAUUACGAACUACGAACAAUAAUCACUGAUUAAAUAUGUAAAAGGAAAUUAUUGCAGCGCAGCAUUAAAAAAAGUGCCUUAAAAAUGUGACUUCCAAAGGAUGUAUUAUAUGUAGAUAUGAAGUAAAUUUAAUUAAUAAACCCUAGAAUUGCAUACAUUUUUUCAAAUACAACAUGGCCUUCAUUGCUCGCGAUAUGUUGUCAUCGCCCUUCGCAUUCUGUAUAAAUAAUAAACAUUAAUGACUGUCUUUUAA